Messenger RNA from Strongylus vulgaris, 648 nucleotides. Lineage: Eukaryota; Metazoa; Nematoda; Chromadorea; Rhabditida; Strongylidae. The record is from the annotation of a GenBank genome assembly.
AUGUUCAGUUGUAGCCCGAAAAAGGAGAAUCUCCUUAUCAAAUUCCCUUCAUACAAGACCGCUGGCGUGGAAUUUCAUGAAGAGACAAAUGCUCAGGGACACAAAUGUUUCCGAAUGAGCGGUGGAAAAGUAGAGGUUUUCCCUCCGGGAUUGUCGGGAUCCAAAAAGUACUAUGUUCAUCUUGAAACUCGCAUCGGUAUCCAUGGAAAGCCCGAGAGAUGCGUAAAUGCCGAUAGCAAAGGAUGUGGUGGAAUUGGAUCAUGUGUUCAUUGCGACAUUUGCGAAACGAUGGGUGGUUCACUAAAGAAUUUUGUCCAGAUCUUUCAAGGAAAUAAACCAGCGCAAUGCUCUAGUGAGGGCCUUCCUCCUGGUAGCUACAAUGAUCUCUCUUUGAAAGUCUGCCUACCCACCAAAAACGAACUUCUACCUUUCCUCGACCAGAAUGCCAGCCGAGCCGAGCAGCUAUGGGACCUGUUUGUCAGCUCACGUGCGAGAUCAGGGGAAAUCCCACUUGUAAUUGCUGCUCGCAUCUUCAACCGUCCAAUCAACAACCUAAGUCCGAAAGAGAUGAACGAUCUUCUACACGACUCAAAAGACGGAAUGAUCGGUUGUCACUGGAUCUACGCGACUGUCUCACAACAGAAUUAA